Polistes dominula (European paper wasp) is the source of this 5350-nucleotide messenger RNA. It is a transcript of the gene larp, whose product is annotated as La related protein. Gene Ontology annotation, biological process: mRNA stabilization; positive regulation of translation. NCBI's taxonomy places the organism in Eukaryota, Metazoa, Arthropoda, Insecta, Hymenoptera, Vespidae. Gene Ontology annotation, molecular function: RNA cap binding. The record is from RefSeq and is a predicted model, not a curated record. Gene Ontology annotation, cellular component: cytoplasmic stress granule; cytosol.
GUUAGUCUAGCUCUCUCAGAGCAGAGAGACGUAGACGGUUACAUGUGUUUCGCUUGCUUCGUCUUGUGUUAAAAUAUUGUUGAAAAUGCAUCGCAUUUACGUAAUAAACAAGAACUCGGUGCUACAACGAUGUUACUAGACGUUGCAAAUCAAAGAAAAAAGAAUCUACGGUGUCGAUACGACGAAUAAGAAGAAACAUUAGGGCGUACGGGUAUAACCAUAAAAGAAGAUAAGUUCCUCCCGGUAUUCUACUACUUUUCUUCUACUUAAAAUUGUCUCAGCACGUGUGGUACGUACUUAUUUGCUUGAUCAACGUCUAUUCUCUUUUCAUUGAUACGAAAAGUACCCAAAGACGAUUAAAUGGAAAGAAGAAAAAACUAUUUUUCAUCGUAAUCGUGUAAUCCAAAUUACAAGAGAUCGUGGUAAUAUUUUAGACCUCGUGGUGCAAGACGAACCACGUCUCUUUUUUUUCUCUCUUUACUUCUCUCUCUUUUAGCAUCAUUCACAUUGAAUCAGUGGUACUCAUUUUCUUUUUCAAUAAAGGCAAUAUUCAUUCAAAUAUAUGGGCGAAUCGUAAAAGACACGUGGUGUAGAAAGGUUAUAGUAAAAGAAUUGUAAGAUAGAGGGAGAGAUUCUCGAGUCAUUUCUCGUGGCACCGUACUGUUCCUAGUAGUUCUCCCUGCGUCGCUAGUGACCAAUUCUCCUUUGCCAAGCACAGUCUGGUGAGUUAUAAGACGACGCGCAUGCGCAAGAGCAAACUUAUACCGGUGGAAGUAGAGAAGCAUACGACGCGACCAUAACAGCGUAGACACACGGCAUAAGAAGAUCGUUCUUGCUGAAUAUGAGUGCGUCGCCUGUGUAGUUUUCUUAAUAUUCGACGAACUUAUAAAAGAGAUUGAGAGAAGAAAAAAGAGAUCAGUAUUGUAUUAAAUUAAGUGCGUGCGUGUGUAAAAACGAUUGAGGGCAUACGGUUAUUUUUAAUUUUUUAUUUUUUAUUCUUUUUUAAAUAUUUCACGACGUACAAAUGUCUCAUGCGUUUGAAGCGUGUCACGACGAAAAAAUUCUGUUCUUUAUUAAUUGCCUGAGUGAUAGUUCAUAAUUACGAUUGAGAUUCAUGUUAUUUUGAUUUAUUAUAAAAACGAAAAGAUAGAUUUGAUGAAUCAUUCAUAAAACCGGCAAAUGAGAAGAGUACUCGUAUUAUUUCAUCAUAGUUGAAAAUUUCGAUAGUAAUACAAAAUAAUAAUAACUUAAAAAAAAGUUAAAAAAUAAAGUGAAAGAUCUGAAAAAGAAAGAAUUACGUUGAGAAAUAAUUUGUGAGAGAAAGAGAGAGAAAAUAAAAGGUGGGACAACCAGUUUCCUCGUGUUUUUGUCUCCGCGCGGGCGAUUCAAGAUGGCGGCUAAGGUGGUCAGCAGCAGCGCCCAAGGAAGCGCUGAAAGAGAGGAGGUAGUAGUAACUUGUGUAUCCUAUGCUAGCGUAGUCAACCCCAAAGCAGCCUCUAACGAGGCUAAUAACGCUAGAGUAGUUUCCUCGGAUAAAGGAAACAAUAAAGAAAAUAUUGGAGGCCAAAUUGCAACUCAACAAUCUAAUGGAACUAAAGAGCACGUGGUCUCUCAAAAUUAUGUUGCCAAAGGUAAAUCUUAUCAAAGGACUGGAAGACGAUUUGCCUCAUCCACACAACCACAGCAAGCACAGCAACUUAGAGUAGAUAGAAGUCACAGAGAUGUACAAUUUGGUAAAAAUGUAUCGGACAAAAUUUCCACAGUUAAAGAAACCGAGAAACGGUCUCAAUCUCAAGCGGUUGAAUCUUCUACUGAACCAAAAUUAGAAGAAGAAAAAUUAAAUAAUGGAGAUAUUGGAAGCGAUGGAGAGUUUCAAACAGUUGCUCCUAAAAGUGCUAGGAGAAAAGAAAAAUUAAGAGAACAGCAGUUAAAGGAUCACAGAGAUCAUCAUCGACAUAAGGAUCACAGAAAAAGAUUGCGUGGACUUAGCGACUCGAGUAGAGAAAGAAUGACAAAGGACAAAGAACGAAUCGAUAGAAUUGGCACAGAACAUUCUAGUAACAAUAAAGAAAUUAAUAAAGAUAAGGACACUAAAGAAGAAAAUCAAGUUCAAAAUCCUGCUCCGAAGAAGUUCGUAGAGGCCCCUUUACCUAGAGUCAAUGCAUGGACUAAAAAGAAGCCUCUUCAGUCUUCCAUUCAGCAGCAGCCUGUAAUUACACCUAGUACUACAGACAAACCUGCUACGACAAAAGAGAAAAGAAUAUUACAACCUCAGCAACAACGUGUACAAGGAUUAACAGAAAAUGGAUCGUCAGUUCCUGCCGAAUCGUCGAAACCAGCGAUAAUUAAAGUUAGCAAAGAAAAGAAGAAAAUCAAUGCAAAGGCAAGCGAUUUUUCGGAUAUUUGUGAUUGGCCAACGUUGGGACCUCAAGACAAGAAAACAACUGUGACAGUACAGAAACAAAAUGGUGUUACUGAGACAAGUAAUACUAAAGAAAUUCCUAGCCAUCCUGUUGAGAAUAAAUCCAAAGAAAAUAAAGAACAGAACCAUUGUCAAGACGACAGUGAUGAACUAACGGACAACGGUAACGAUAAAAAAAGAAAGUUUAAUAAGCAGAAAUGGGUUCCUCUCGAAAUAGAUAUCGCAAAAAAUAGAGGGAAGAGGGAACGUUCACCAAGAUAUAAUCCAAGAGAUAGAUACAAUGAAGAUGGAGAAGGCUGGAGAGAUAAAGAUCAUGAUAGGUCAGGAUCCGGUAUUAGGGGUGGCCCAUAUGCAACACGAGGUGGUCGAAACUAUAGGAGUAGAGGGCGUGGUGGGCGUAAUGGAAUCACGCAUCGUCACAACUUUAGGCAUAGAUACGAUAACGAUUAUUCUAAUUAUGACGUAGAUUAUAUGAAAUAUGAGAAUCAAGAUUUAACUCAAGAUAAAUCGAGGUUUAUAGCACCGGCCUAUGUAGGAACGUUGUUUUACGAUAAUAGUAAUUAUAUUCAACCGGAUGCGUUGCUUUUACAAGAAUGUAUAAGAAAUCAAAUAGAAUACUACUUCAGCGAAGAGAAUCUAUUACGUGACAUUUUUUUGAGACGUAAAAUGGAUAAAGAUGGAUUCUUGCCCAUUGCAUUAGUAGCAUCCUUUCGUCGAAUUCAAAACAUGACGGAGGAUCUGAAUUUGGUGAUAGAAUCUAUUGCAAAUUCUGACAAAUUGGAAAUGGGUCCAGGAUUCAUGGUAAGAACCAAAAAGGAUCCAACAAAAUGGCCAUUAUUGGAUCCAACUUUUACCGAGUCUCAUAACGAAAAAAUAUUCGAUCCACUUCCAAAUUAUUCUGAAUAUGAAUUUUAUCCUUAUUCGAGAACGUUAACAUCGGUUUCGCGUGCACAGCCACCUCAUCGUACCUAUCGAUCUGCUGGUGGUUACCAAUCACAAUUGAUAAUAGGAAAAAUGAACGAAUAUGAAAAUAUCUUAUCAACUAUGGGUGGUGAUAGUCUUAAUCCGAAUGUGCCUGAAUUUGUACCCGUGGAUAUGACAAGUAAACUCGUUGCUAGUGAACAAAUAAAUCUAGAAGAAAUUGAUCAACCAACCAACUAUGAAAUGAUCGAUGAAGCGGUCGUUAAUCAAAUGGUCGAUGAAGAACCAUCAAAUUCUAUGCUUCUUGAAUCGUCAAGUAAUGAAUUGUCUCCGUUAUCAACUAACGAAUCAUCUAGUAGCAGCGAAUCGACGAUCACUAUGACUGAUAAAACGCAUACCGAGGAUUGCACUCAACAGAAAGAAGUACAAAUCAACAAUGAUAAAGUACAAAACAACGAUGAGGUGGUACAACACCACAACACUACAAUCAACAAUGAUGAGAAAGCAUCAUCAUCAUCAUCACCUUCCUCUAAAUCCGAGAACACUUGGAAAGAGGUUAAAAGACGAACAAAACAUUCGCAUAAAGAUGGAGUAAAAGGAUCUGAGGAAAAAGGAAAAAUUGGCAUUCGUAAAAAUGAGCAACGAGAGGAAUUAGAAUUUCAAUUUGAUGAAGAGUUGGAUACACCACCUCCAACUGGACGACACAAUGCUUUUUCGGAAUGGUCAGAGGAUGAAGAAGAAGAUAACGAAUUAUCGGACAGAGAUAUUAACAAACUGUUAAUAGUUACGCAAAUGACUGUUCCUAAUUCAUCUAGAUUACCUAAACAUGAAGGUUAUGAUCGUACCGGUGCUUGGACUACUAGAGUCAAAAUGACUCAAGAUCUCGAACAAGCAAUUAAUGAUGGAUUACGUUAUUACGAACAGGGUUUAUGGAAUCGAGAUGGUCAAUGGUAUGGAUCGUCAUCCUCUACUAAUAAUUACAAAACCGUCAAUGUAAUCAGUCAAGAGGACUUUGAAAAAAUGGCACCGAAACCUCCAAGAAAAGCCAAUCCUGAAGUUCCUCCACCUCCACCGUCUGCCGUUGAGGAGGAUGAUUUGGAUAUUUCACAGUCUCCUCCGAUUCAAGUUCCUACUACUUCGGAAAGUUCGAAUAAAAGAGAAAAAAUAGUUGAGAAAAAUUAUUGGAAUGAUCAAGCGAAAAAUGAUAUUAAUGAGGUACAGAUAAGACGAGGUACAGUUCCAAGAUUCUUUGCAGUAGUUAAAGAUGAAUCAUCGGUUGAUUUGAGAACACCACGUAAACGUAAGACUCGACACAGUAACAAUCCUCCCGUUGAACAUCACGUUGGUUGGAUAAUGGAUGUUAGGGAACAUCGUCCGCGUACUUACUCUACUGGAAGUAGCGCUGGAACGAGUCCUAGCGAAUCUUUUCUCGCUGGUAGUUACGGUAGUGUUCCUCAAUCUUUACCGACAUUCCAACAUCCAAGUCACGCUCUGCUAAAAGAAAAGGGAUUUACUCAACAGGUCUAUCAUAAAUAUCACUCGCGUUGUUUAAAAGAACGGAAAAGAUUAGGAAUUGGACAAUCUCAAGAAAUGAACACGCUCUUCCGCUUCUGGUCCUUCUUCUUGCGACAAAAUUUCAAUCGUGCCAUGUAUGAAGAAUUUAGAACCUUAGCAAAAGAAGAUGCCUUAGAAGGUUACCGUUAUGGACUCGARUGUCUAUUUCGAUUUUAUAGUUAUGGUCUGGAGAUCAAAUUCAGAUCUAUGUUGUAUCAAGAUUUUCAAUUGGAGACGAUAGAUGAUUACGAGCGUGGACAACUGUACGGUYUAGAGAAGUUCUGGGCUUUCUUGAAAUAUUAUAAAAAUUCUGCGAGUCUUUAUAUUGAUCCGCAAUUGCAAGAAUAUUUGUCCAAAUUCAAUAGCAUCGAAGACUUCAGAGUCGAAGAGCUUCAAAUUAACGAGAUGCAUCAAGGAUUUUCGAUAAAUGCUCAAUCAUUUGCAUCGAACAAA